Dermochelys coriacea (leatherback sea turtle) is the source of this 976-nucleotide messenger RNA. It is a transcript of the gene RPS3A, whose product is annotated as ribosomal protein S3A. Gene Ontology annotation, biological process: translation. Gene Ontology annotation, molecular function: structural constituent of ribosome. The record is from RefSeq and is a predicted model, not a curated record. Gene Ontology annotation, cellular component: cytosol; ribosome. Bases 141 to 935 code for a protein of 264 amino acids. The transcript is spliced from 6 exons. NCBI's taxonomy places the organism in Eukaryota, Metazoa, Chordata, Testudines, Dermochelyidae.
UCUCUCCCGCGUUGCUCCUGCCCCUUCCGCUCUAGUUUCUCGCGAGAGGUCGGUAGGCGGAGUUCUCGCGUGAGACUCGCGCUCUCGUAUAAUCUCGCGUUGCUGGCGGGCUUCGGCCUCUUUGGCUCCAGGGCGGCACCAUGGCGGUCGGCAAGAACAAGCGCCUCACCAAGGGCGGCAAGAAAGGCGCUAAGAAGAAAGUGGUCGAUCCCUUCUCAAAGAAGGAUUGGUACGAUGUCAAGGCACCUGCAAUGUUUAAUAUCCGAAACAUUGGGAAGACACUCGUCACCAGGACCCAAGGAACCAAAAUUGCCUCUGAUGGACUUAAGGGCCGUGUGUUUGAAGUGAGUCUUGCUGAUCUGCAGAAUGAUGAAGUUGCCUUCCGUAAAUUCAAGCUGAUUACAGAGGAUGUUCAGGGCAAAAACUGUCUGACCAACUUCCAUGGAAUGGACCUCACCCGUGACAAGAUGUGUUCCAUGGUCAAAAAAUGGCAGACAAUGAUUGAAGCCCAUGUUGAUGUCAAAACUACCGAUGGCUAUCUACUGCGCCUCUUUUGCGUGGGUUUUACCAAGAAGCGCAAUAACCAGAUUCGCAAGACCUCAUAUGCCCAGCACCAGCAGGUCCGCCAAAUUCGCAAGAAGAUGAUGGAAAUCAUGACACGGGAGGUGCAGACUAAUGACCUGAAAGAAGUUGUCAAUAAGCUGAUCCCAGACAGCAUUGGCAAAGACAUAGAAAAAGCUUGUCAAUCCAUCUACCCUCUUCAUGAUGUGUAUGUCCGCAAAGUGAAGAUGCUUAAGAAGCCCAAGUUUGAAUUGGGCAAGCUGAUGGAACUGCACGGUGAAGGUGGUGGCACUGGAAAACCUUCUGGGGAUGAGACAGGCGCUAAAGUAGAGCGAGCCGAUGGAUAUGAGCCCCCUGUGCAAGAGUCUGUCUAGAAUCAAAAAUGGAUGCAAAAAAUAAAAAAUUUUAAUAUACA